GACAGAGUAGACUGUUUUCUUGCAAAGUGGCCCACGCGCAGGAGCCCCACCACCCCGCCGAGAAGCCCGUCAUCCACUGCCACAAGUGUGGGGAGCCGUGCAAAGGGGAAGUGCUCCGUGUUCAGGCCAGGCAUUUCCACAUCAAAUGCUUCACCUGCAAAGUGUGUGGCUGUGACUUGGCCCAAGGAGGCUUUUUCAUCAAGAACGGGGACUAUCUCUGCACCCUGGAUUACCAGCGCAUGUACGGCACCCGCUGCAACGGUUGUGGCGAGUUCGUUGAAGGAGAAGUAGUGACGGCCCUGGGGAAGACUUACCACCCCAACUGCUUUGCCUGCACUGCUUGCAAGCGCCCGUUUCCGCCAGGUGAUCGGGUCACUUUUAAUGGAAGGGACUGUCUCUGCCAGAUGUGCGCGCAGCCCAUGUCCUCCAGCCCGAAGGAAGUGUCUGCCUCGAGCAAUUGUGCUGGCUGCGGAAGAGAUAUAAAAAAUGGCCAAGCGUUGCUGGCUCUGGACCGGCAGUGGCACCUGGGAUGCUUUAAGUGCAAGGCCUGUGGGAAGGUGCUUACAGGGGAGUACAUCAGCAAAGAUGGUGCUCCUUAUUGUGAAAAGGACUACCAGGUUCUCUUUGGAGUCAAAUGUGAAGCAUGUCACCAGUUCAUCACUGGGAAAGUCCUAGAGGCCGGUGACAAGCAUUAUCAUCCCAGUUGUGCACGAUGCAGCAGGUGCAACCAGAUGUUCACGGAAGGAGAAGAAAUGUAUCUGCAAGGUUCCACUGUCUGGCAUCCCGACUGUAAGCAAUCCACUAAGACCGAAGAGAAGCUCCGGCUCUUAUCACCACCUUGCAUAAUGAACUCUAUCAAAAAACUAAGGCAGCCUACAAGAACAUCAUCAGAAAGUAUUUAUUCCAGACCAGGUUCCAGUAUACCUGGCUCACCAGGCCAUACUAUCUAUGCAAAAGUAGACAAUGAGAUCCUUGAUUACAAGGAUUUAGCAGCCAUUCCCAAAGUCAAGGCCAUUUAUGACAUUGAACGUCCAGACCUAAUUACUUAUGAGCCAUUCUACACUUCCGCCUACGAGGACAGACAGGAGAGACAGAGUCUUGGAGAGUCUCCAAGGACAUUGUCUCCUACCCCUUCUGCAGAAGGUUAUCAGGACGUUCGGGAUCGCAUGAUUCACAGAUCUACUAGUCAGGGCUCUAUUAACUCUCCCGUGUACAGUCGCCACAGCUACACUCCCACCAUGUCGCGGUCCCCCCAGCAUUUCCACAGACCUGAGCUGCUCUCUCCUGGUGUGCAGCGGUUGUCACACCUGCGCACUAGCAGCGUCAGCUCCACUCACCAUGACUCCCGCCCCAACUCCCCCUUCCGACACCACUUCAUGCCCCAUGCCAAAGGCAAUGAGCCGUCCAGCGGUCGGAACUCCCCUGUCCCCUAUCGACCAGACAGUCGCCCUCUCACUCCAACUUACGCUCAGGCCCCUAAACAUUUCCAUGUUCCAGAUCAAGGCAUCAACAUUUACAGAAAACCACCAAUCUACAAACAGCACGAUGCAGCUGCUUUGGCAGCACAGAGCAAGUCUUCUGAGGAUAUCAUCAAGUCCUCCAAGUUUCCAGCAGCCCAUGCACCUGCACCCAAUGAGAUACCAAAGAUUGAGACCGACUACUGGCCAGGUCCUCCUUCCCUUGCAGCCAUAGGAGCUGACAUGAGACGGAGAUCAAGUGGAAGAGAGGAAGAAGAUGAAGAACUACAGAGACGCCGGCAGCUGCAGGAGGAACAGCUCAUGAAGCUCAACUCUGGUCUGGGACAAUUGAUACUAAAAGAAGAGAUGGAAAAGGAACUGCGUGAUAGGUCAUCCCUUUCUGCCAGUCGUUAUGAUUCUCCAGCACAUGCCUCCGCUUCCAAAACUUCUUCUCUUCCUGGCUAUGGAAGAAAUGGGCUUCACAGGCCGGUGUCUACAGAUUUUGGUCAGUACAACAGUUACGGCGACGUGAGUGGGGGAGUUAGAGACUUCCAGUCCCUCCCGGAUGGUCAUGUCCCUGGAAUGAGAAUGGACAGAGGAGUUUCUAUGCCUAACAUGUUGGAGCCAAAGAUUUUUCCAUAUGAAAUGCUCAUGGUGACCAACAGAGGGCGAAAUAAAAUACUAAAAGAUGUAGACAGAACCAGGCUUGAGCGUCACUUAGCACCUGAAGUUUUCCAAGAAAUAUUUGGCAUGACGAUACAGGAGUUUGACAAGUUACCUCUCUGGAGACGCAACGACAUGAAGAAAAAAGCAAAACUCUUUUAAAAUCCCUUUAACCAACAAAAAAAAUGGUGCAUAGGAUAUUUGAAUCACACUGUCCAAACUAUUUGGAAACAAUUACUUAUCCACUUAUCCACCAAAAAGGGAAAAACAAAUAGUGGCACCUCUAUACAAAGCAGUUGAACAAGAUGAGCAUUUGCUCUCCUGGAGCAUAGGGAGAAAAUGUCUGUGCUCAGAAACAACAAUGAUAGUUUUCCAGGUGUCGACUUUUCACAUUAUAUUAUACAAGAUAGGAAACUGUUCUGUUCUUCUCCCUCAAUGAUGUUCCCUUACUCUUCUCCAUAAUAUGAUGGACUUAAUUGCUAGAGCCAGGAAGUGCCCUUAGGAUGCCUUGUAGACUAAAGUAGUUGUAACCACUUCAAGAACCGAAAUAUAUA
This is a messenger RNA of Nothoprocta perdicaria, 2674 nucleotides long. It is a transcript of the gene ABLIM1, whose product is annotated as actin binding LIM protein 1. Gene Ontology annotation, cellular component: actin cytoskeleton; stress fiber. Gene Ontology annotation, molecular function: actin filament binding. The record is from RefSeq and is a predicted model, not a curated record. The transcript is spliced from 25 exons. Gene Ontology annotation, biological process: cytoskeleton organization; lamellipodium assembly; cilium assembly. The coding region runs from base 240 to 2282 and encodes 680 amino acids. Lineage: Eukaryota; Metazoa; Chordata; Aves; Tinamiformes; Tinamidae.